AGGGGUGUACGGGAGCCCCAGGAGGAGGAGAAGGGAUUGCUGUUCCCCGGAUAAAGGGGGGGCGUGGGAGUAGUUGGGGGGGUCGGCAUUGUUUUCUGUCUCUUCAAAUUAAGGAAGGGAGUUAUAGGGGCGUACGAUAAUAAGCAAGGUUUCAUCACGAUAAUUAGCAAGGUCCCCCCCCGAAAGAAAUUGUGGUUUCUUUAGGAAAAGGGGGGGCAGAUACUGGAGAAAACUCCGUCAGCCAUUGAAGGGGCAGGGCCAGCAACAGAGCCUACUUUGCAGGGGUGUCAGCAAGUAGUUUGAGGGAGGGGGCGUCUCAAGGAGGAAACAGGCUGUUCCCCCCCCAGUGUUGGGGGCUAUGUUUGCAGGAGGCACAAGACACCCCCCCGAGGGCCUUUGGGGCGGGGCUGGGAGGCGCCCCAUGGGGGGGCCGGUGGGGGGCUGGUGCGACUUCCCCGCCGGGCCACUCCUCCUCCUCCCGCGGAAGCUGCGCGAGGGCUCCCUCCUCCGGCUGGCGGCCUUCUGGCCCCGAGGAGCAGAGGGCGGCGGCCGGGGGCCCAAGCCGAAGGCCUCGGAGGUGCUGAGCCGGCACCUGCUGCAGCGGGGCCUGCCGCCCUGGACCUCCUUCUGCGUCAAGUACAGCGCGGUGCGCAACGACCAGUUCGGGCUCUCCCACUUCAACUGGGAGGUGCAGGGCGCCAACUACCACGUGCUGCGCACCGGCUGCUUCCCCUUCAUCAAGUACCACUGCUCCCGGGCGCCCCGCCGGGACCUGGCCCUGCAGAACUGCGUCUUCACCGCCCUCAAGCUGAUAAACUGCGGUAUCCCAACCUUAUUAUAUGGAAUUGGCUCCUGGUUCCUUGUCAGUGUCACAGAGACUGUUCACACACCUUGCGGCCCAGUCACUGUUUACUUCCUGAAUAAAGAAGAUGAAGGUGCCAUGUACUAAACAGCUGCUCUCAAGAACUGAUGCUGCCAUGGCUUAUUGCAGUGAAAUGCAGACAUGGGUGGAUUGCUGAUUGCAGUCCAUUUGUAUGUAAUACGUGGAAGCUUCAAAAUGUGCCCGUUUUUCCUUCUGUACCAUUUUAGUUUUCUUUGAGUCUGGCAAACACAUGAAGUGUACAAUAGAGUAUGAUGGAUGGGCCGGUGUGGGGAGAACCAUGGGAAUUACUUGAAACUACCUUUGUUCUCAAAAACUGUUUCUAUCUGUGAAUAAUGAAUAUAGUAAUGAAAAUAUACAUUGUUGCUAUUAUUUUUUGCUUGUCCACUGAUCAUGCAUGUGUUUUGUUCAUUUCCAUUCAAGAGAUUGUCGCCCAGCACUAGUAAUGCAAUCCAAAUGUGGCUACAUCAGGAACAGCUGGCUUGAUGCCCACCAGAUGUUCUUGGACUACAACUCCCAUCAGCCCAAGCCAGCAUGGCCAAUGAUCAAGGUUGAUGGGAGUUGUAGUCCAGCACUAUCUGGAGGAUACCACGUUGGCUCCCCAGUGAGUUGACUUUGAUAUUUUUUAAAACAAAAAUGAUAUGCAAAAUGGGAGUUCAGUCCCAUAUAGGUGAACAAAUCCUUUGGGUAAAAAUCCAGAAGUCUGGGGAAAAAAUGUUUUGUCAUUUUCAGUUUGCAUCUGCAGAGUCUUGUGUAUACCAUUAUGGCACUGCUAUUGCUUAAUUGGGUUGUGAUGCUUAAUACUGGCUACAGGCAGACAGGCUGGGUACAAUUCAGUCCAAACUGAGCACUGUUCAGCUCCAGUGAUUUCAGUGUAAGCUUGUGCUUAACUCUCCUAUUGAACUUUUUUUUAAGAAACUUUGGAUCAUGCUUGUGGUUGGAGUUUAAUGUGGAGCUAAUGCAUAACCCUAAAUAAGCACUUUGGUUUUCUUUGAACUAUCUGCAUCUAGUAUUAAUGCUUUGCUGACAAUGAGCUUAGUGUUGCAGCAGGGCAGGAACAGAAAUAUCGUAGAAUUAUUUUCAAAGCAUAAAGAUGCAAUCAGAUUUAUGCACAAGUAUCUCUAAAAAUGUUUUCAUCAGAUUUGAAUUGUGAAUGGGUUCCUAUUUGCUUCUCUUAAAAGCAGCUGUAAAUAAAUCUGUAAUCAAAGAAACACUUACCCAAGUAUAUUUCAUACCAAAGAAUAUUUCUUAUACGGGUUAAAUAAAUAGUUUACACUGCGGAGUAGCUGGUGUGUUACAUUAAGCUUCAUUAAUAAUAAAAGUGACUAUUAGCAUUUUGCUAGAUUGGCGAGAAGUGGGUUUUCUCAGUAAUCGGCCAAAUUAAAUAAAUGCAACUCAUAAGUUUAGAGUCAAAUACUGCUCAUUCAUUGCUCUUUAUUUUGUCAAUAUUCUGCUGUAAAGGUUUGUCUCAACACAAGACUGAUAAAAUGUUUUUUAAUUACCACACUAUAAAUACAGCUUUUCCUUGGAGUGGCCCCUCUGCUAGCUGCAGCUUAUUUGAUUUCUGAUAAUGGAGACUGCUGACUUUGCUUACCUGUUUUUCGAUAAGUGGAGGCAACAUGACUCCUUGUCCAUGCAGCGAUGGGCAUCCCUCCUUGGAGAACCUUUUUGACAAACUACUCUAUUGAUUCUGUACAAUUCAGUGCUGCUUGCAGUAUUAAACAGAGACUUGAUUUCUU
Molecule: messenger RNA, 2619 nt
Organism: Rhineura floridana
Lineage: Eukaryota; Metazoa; Chordata; Lepidosauria; Squamata; Rhineuridae
Gene: C14H15orf61
Product: chromosome 14 C15orf61 homolog
Exons: 2
Coding region: 359-949 (196 amino acids)
Source: RefSeq, a predicted model, not a curated record